CACAAUCGACGCCGAAACCCCGCGAAUUCCUCCGUCGGCGAUCGACGGCGCGGCGGCGUGAAGCGGCGAGGCGUCGGGCGUCGCGAGUUGCGUGCAGUUGCGUGAGGCACGACGCUGGUUCGUUCGUUCGUCGGUAAUUCGGUGAUUCAGUCUCGCGAAAAUAUCCGUCCGUGCCUCCUGCGAUGACGCCGAAAGCCAGCGGCGCUGAUCCGCAACGCGACACGGCCGCGAUCUAAACAUGUGCAUUCGAGUUAAAGUACAGGAUUAUUAUUUGGAAAUCUGCGCGAGACGAAAAUUCUAAAGGAAAUUCAGCUCAAAAUUUUUUCCACUCUGGUGUUGAGAUGGACUCUCAGCAACAGCAGUUUUGCCUGAAAUGGAACAGUUUCGGUUCGAAUCUCGCCACCUCGUUCAGCAACUUGUUCAAAUCGGAGAGCCUGGCUGAUGUCACACUUUUCUGCGAUGGGGUGACGUUCCGGGCCCACAAACUAAUCCUAGCCGCAUGCAGCAAACACCUGUCUGAGCUGUUCGCGGCGACUGCCGCAUCCACACCGCCCCAUCACAACCUGCUGGUGAUCCUGGAUGGCACGUCGGCCGCCAACAUGGCUGCCCUGCUGGAGUUUAUGUACAAGGGCGAGGUGCACGUCGCGCAGGAUUCGCUGACGAGUUUCCUCAAAGCGGCCGAAUGCCUGCAGGUCAAAGGACUUUCAAUUGAGCAUGAGAAACUGGCUGUGGCGCAGUCCCAGGGACCGCAUCAGAUGCAGCAGCAACAGCAAGGUGGUGCUGCACCCGAUGGUAGUGGGGGACUAGAGUCUCCCACUAGAAAAAGGUUAAAGUUGAUAAAAGAAGAGCUCGACACCUCCCCUACGCCACCCACAAGCACCCACCAACCGCAACAACACCAGUCCUCCCCAUCGCCUAGCUACUCCCCUGCAAUGUCCCCUUAUAUGCAUCCCCAUCCAUACGGGCGGUACGAGCAGCGAAUGGCGCCUGCGUCCAGUACGGGUGGGCCAGGCAGCGGUGCAGCCACGCCCAAUUACGAAGGAGCAGGCGGAGUCAAAAGGCAGCUGCGCAGCCCCAGCGAGUUGAUGCAAGAGAGCAUUAGGGCGUCGGUGCUGAGGGACGGGAAGCAGCAACAGGGCGCGCCGCCCUUGUCACCUGGGGCGGCGGCGAGUGGACAGCAACCGGGGCAGGGCGCACCUCUAGGAUACAGAUCUUCAAAUCUACCAAACCAGCCAGGUUCGGACGAUGCUUCAGAAACAAGGUUUGAUCCAGACCCAGCAACAGCUUUAAUAUGUCCAGAAAGUAAAAAAAUAGAUAGGUGUCAAGAUCCAGGCUGUCCCGAAGACCUGCGAAUGAAGAUGGACCCCAGCAGCAUACAGCAAGACGAGUCUCCGAGCAGCACGGGUUGCAUGGGAGUAGGGGGAGGCGGUGGAGGUGGACCAAUGAACACCUCCAACGGCUCCCUACCAACCACCACCAACUUCAACGAACGGGAGCAGGAGAUACUUACCGCUACGAAUCUUUGGAAUACGGUGGGAGGAAAACCGUACCAUAAGACGGGUACCGUCAACACACCAGAUGGCAAAAAGCUGAAAUGUCCGUUCUGCGAACGUCUGUAUGGCUACGAGACCAACUUGCGCGCGCACAUCCGCCAACGCCAUCAGGGCAUCCGAGUACCUUGUCCGUUCUGUUCGAGAACAUUCACGCGCAACAACACCGUGCGCAGGCAUAUCGCGCGCGAACACAAGCACGAGAUGAGCUUAAAGGCGUUCCAACAACAGCAAGCGGCGGGAGGCGGCGCCACAGCGCAAGGACCUCCCCCACCCGGACCGCCCCCUCAGGCUAUACAGCCCUAGGGGGCGUGGCUAACCGCGCCGUGGGAGGGGCCUUUCGGGGCAUUGGCUGCCGGCGGCGGGAGGGGAAGACGCAGGCGGCUCAGCGCGUUGGUGCUCUGAAGCGACAGCGUUUUCCCGCGCAAUGACCGUCCUCGCAGUCAAUAAUAUAGCCCUAGGGGACGUGGCUUACGGCGCAUUGGCGUAGGCGGUUCAGCGCGCUAGUGCUCUGAAGCGACAUUGUGUAGGGUAACGGGUUGUGUGCGUUGUUGAGGAGGGUGUGACCUUAGAGGGAAUGGAGAUUGUUGGUUGAUGAUUUGUUGCAUUUCGAUUACGUAUUAUAAGUAGCUAGAGAUUACAUUACGAAUGAAUAUAAUUUAUCCAAUUGAUCGUUGAAUGAUUACGAAUAUUGAACUAUUCACAGUCCUGCAACUUAUCCUGCGGUCGACCUGCUGAUUCGACUCCAUGUUUAUACUGAUUAUUGGAUAAAACUACAGAUACACGUACUAAUAAUUUACUGAUAUUUCUGCCACCUUGAUAGCUUUUCUGAAAAUAAUUUGAAAUGACAAUAAACUAUUUUUUACAUCUGUGAUUUUAAUUCGAUGGAUCACAUUGUCAUAGCUAAUAUUUUGAAAAGUUAUCUUGAGGUUAUUUGCAGAAAUGUAUAUUAUAAUCCACGCAAUUUCAGACUACUUAUAAUGUGUAAUCGUUUCUGUUACAAAAACUAGUAUAUUUGGUUGUUUCUAUAAAUAUUGUUUCACCUGAACGAAAAAUAUGAAAAGCUUUUCUUCGUUAAAAUAAGAGAUAUGAUGCUCUAUAAAAAUUCAGACAUCUCAAAGAGCAGAAUAAAGAAUCUGUAUUUGAUGCAAUUAAAGAAAAAUACUGAUAAUGAAUAUUAAUCAGCGACGUGAUUUAGAUACCCGUUUAGUUCAAAAUAAUUUGAAGGCAAGUUACUAAUGUAUGCGUCAGAAUCUUUUUUUUUUUCGUAGGCUUCUUUUGGUACAAAAUGUAAACUUGUACCUGAAAAUCUACCCAUUUUAGAGGUAGUAAAGAAUGAAAAUACUCAUCUGAAGUAUGGCAAAGGUUAAAUAAAAUUUAAAAAUGCCACAUGUAUUUAUGGAAAUAACGUGUAACUGAUUAAUAUUAAUAUAAUAAUAAUGUUUUUAUUUUAAUUAUUUUUAUUCAGCGAAAAAGCGAAGAAUUUUAAUCAAGUCACAGAUAUGUCGUUCACAGUUCAUAUGAAAAAAUAUAAAUCACUAAUAAAUUAAUAACUCUAUAAACAAAUUUUUAUAGAAACAACAUGCAUAGAUAGAUAGCAUUACACACUCAUUUAAAAAGUCAUCUGUGAUACCAUUCUAUACAAGCAAUAACGAAAAAACAGGAUAUGCUAGUAAUCCAUUAAAGUGUCGUCUGUUUGAUUCGCUGUUUAUAAGUGACUCAAUUUUCCACUGGUUUUUCGUCUUAACUGUAUGAUUAAAUAUAAAAAUGGUGAGAAACCCAACUGCUAGUUAAAUGUUCAAACUGUAUCUGUAUGGUACCCAGAUGAUAAAUGGGCUAAUUUUUUUAAUAAAAUGGGAUAAUCUGAGCUCCAAUUCUCUCAAGCCGCCCCUCCCGUGUAUAGCUUUUUAUAGGAAAAGAGAUGGUUAAGUAGUUGAUGUGAGAACGAGCGGCCUUUUGAUUUUUCUAGAAAUUGACUUUGUUUUUACUUUUACGCGAUUGGAAAGGAAUUAUUGAGUUUUUUUCGUUAUUACAAGAAAUUCGAUGUUUUGUUGUACUUAUAUGUAUAUGGAGAACGUUAUUUUUUUGUUUGACUCUAAACGAUUAUUGGAAGCACCUACAAAUAAUCUGCACGCCCUAUGGGUAAGAAACUACCUCAAUAUGAAACUACUCUGCCUCAGAUUUCUUGGUAUAUCAAUCUUCAUCCCUAGUCAUUAGUGCAAAAAAUAAAGUAUAGUGUAUAAGUUUAUCCUCUUUUAUGUAACAAACUCAGGUAAAAGGAAAUUGCCCUUUUUUGCUUAAGAUUUUUUUUUGUAAAUAUCUUCACUCAGAUAUUUCAGAUUAAUUUUCUAGCUUUAAUAAGUAUAGUCUGGUGUGAGAUGUGGAUCUAAUCCACGAUAAAGAUUAAACACAAUGCAGAUUUUUAUGGAUUAAUUGAUAAUAACUAAAAUCUAUUAAUAACUUUUUGACCACGAUAAACUUUGUAAAUCUAAUCCUGAAAUUGAAUGAUAAAAGCUAUUGUGAAUUCCCACAAAAUUUGUUGAACCUAUGCUGGAGAACUCCUAAAAUUGUUUCUUAAUACUGGACUAAAUGAAAUGAACAAAAUCUGUUAACGUAAUUUCAACUAUUAUUUUCAUUUCUAAUUCGAUGAUCUUAAAUUUUUGUCAUGGCAAAUUCAGACAUCCUGAGUGUCAUGAUUUAUUAUUUUAAUUAUUUCUAAUCAGUAUGAGAAGCUAAAAUUUUUUUAAGUUGCCUUUAGAACCAUGAGUGUGAAAUUUAUUGAAUUAUGUUAUCGUAGAGAAACUGCUUUUUAAGAAAGACCUCCUCCACUUAUUUUUUGAAUGUGUCAAGCUAGGGAGCUGAAAUUCGGGUGAUGAAAUUAAUGCCUGAGAAAUAUAUUUUGGUGUAAAAGUGGUAGUUGGAAAUUUCAAGAUGCCACCCGGGCACCAUUUUGGAACAUUUUUUUUCAAAUAGAGGUGGUCGUCUUAUAUCUCAUUUUGAAGCACUUUAUAACUCUAGGAUAUAAAAUCACGAUCAUCCAAAAUGGCGAUUUGACAGGCUCUCGAAGUUGAGUGUUCUUGUUCAUUGAGUAGCUAACUCGACAACCAAUCAUCAAAACGUAUCCUAUUUCAUAUAAAUCUUCUUAUCUCGAAAGGGUCUACCAACUAUGUAAUGAAAUAUGAAAGAUUCCAAAAUAGUCAGUAUUAUUUAAACUGAACGUAUCAAAUAAUGCAAUAAUAUUAUUGCAAAUUCAAAUAUACCCUUCCAAAAUAAGAAGAUUAAUAUUACAUACUAAAACGUUUUGACGAUUAGUUACAUUGUUACAAGCGAUUCAAUGUACGCAAACGCUCGAGUUUGACACCCUGACAGUCCGCCAUUUUGAAAGAAAGUGAUUUUAUAUUCGAAGGUUAUAAAAGACUCGUAAGGGAUAAAGGGCAUCAAAAUGAGAUAUCACAUGAUCCUCCAUUCCAUUCGGAAAAUGUUAAAAGAAGUUACCCUGCCGCCAUCUUGAAAUGUUCAACAUUUAUUUCAACGUUGAAAUAUAGGAUAGUUCAAGAAGUAUGUUGGGAGGACCUUUCUGACAAGUACUGUAUAUUUUUUUAUUAUCUAGUUGAUCCAUGAAAGCCUGCCUCAGCUCAAAUAAAGUAGAUCCACAUAAAAUGUAGGUCGUAUGAACCCUGUAUGUGUUGAUUAAAAUAUUUACGUUUAGUAUAUCAUGAUAAAAGCAUACAUGCCAUAUAUUUAUAUAGAAAUAUAUUUACUGAAAACCAAAUAGCAGUAAUUUAAGCUGGCGAUACUAGUCAAAUAUGCAACAACUGAAACAAUACAGCAACUAUAUAUUACAGAUCUACCUCAAACUCGCAGUAUUUUUGCUAAAUAAAUAAACAAAUACGGGUUUUUAUAAUAUACACAGAUUUAAAUAUACAUACUAUAUAUUGUGCAGAGCAUUUUCGUUUUAAGUUACCUUAUCUACCUCAUGAAAACAUGACAUUAAUUUAUUUUUUUAUAUUUUAUAGUUUAUUCAAAUAUAUGUUUUGAUGUCUAGCAAGAAAUAUGUAGUACAAAUCCAAGAGAUAUAUCACAGUAUGCAAUACCUCAUAAUAUGCCUGCCAACUAAUAGCUUCCUCAGAUUUUUUAUACAAUAUACAAAUAUAUUUUUCUUGUAUCCUUGACUAAAUGUUAACCACACAAUCGCAACUGAAAUGCAAGUUAUGGGAUACACAAUAUAUUUCAGUUUCGAAGUUGAAACAAUGUUUUGUUAUAAUGUUAAGUUUUUUUUGUUGUGGAGCUUGGCAAAUAUUUUUCCAAAUCAACUCUCGACUUAAAUAAAAUCCAAAUGUUUUUUAUUUUUCACUGCAUUUAUUAGUAAGUAUGUUAAUGAUUUAAUAAGAAUACUAAGGAACAAAAGUGAUGAUGACACUAAGAACAAUUGAAAUUCAUUUAUGUGUUUUAGAGGACAAUAAUUUGGAAAUGCGUUGCCAAACUCCAAGUUAAUUUAGUAUUUAGAUGAUGAAUGUCGGUUACGUCAAUGUUUCAGUACAUCAAAGACUUUUUAUAAUUAUUUUUAUUCUAUGGGUGAUAUCCUUUUUUGUACUGUCACGUCGACGGGUGUGAAUGUGGCUUUAGCGAUUUUUCUGCAACGGGUAAUUUUGUUAUAGUCAUUAAUAUUCUGAGGCAUCAGGGUUCGAUUUAAAAGUUUAGUGAAAAAACCUUAGGUUAUAAAUUUUUUUAAUUUUUGCUUUAAGUUUCUAUGUAAAUACCUCAAUUUUUGUAAUUCAAAAAUGCAAGAUGUUUUUACUACACUGUUAAUUAUUGUCGGAAUAUUUAGUAAUAUUUAGCUAAGGUUAAUCACUAUGUCAUGAGGCUAAAUAUCCCUGUCACUAUAGCAACCUAAACGGUGUCAAAGUCAAAAAGCUGUACUUUUUGUGAGAUAAAUAAUACCGAUUAGCCAUUUCAAAUGGUCAACAAGAUUCAAUCCAAAAUAUGUUUUUGCUAUAGCGAUUAAAUGUUAUGAUUUUUAAUGUAAGAGGUGUUGGACCGGAAAAGCAAUGGGAAUAAAUUUGAAAAUGGUUAACAUAGUUUGGAAAUGCAAUAAAUGAAAUUGAACUGAGUGGCAUGCUGUCUGGUCUUAUCUGGCGAUUUUUUUUGAAAUAUUCACACAAUGAGUCAUCAAACCGAAUGAACUUAUGUUAGUACAAAAAAAAGUUUAGUUUUGUUUGUUUUAAUACAAACUUUGAUCUUUUAGGUUAUUUCUCACAUUCAAUAUCAUCCCGAUAAGAAUUUUUUGUUUAUUAUAUGAUCUUGACAUACAUUCUCUAGGAAAAAAAUCGUCACGUUAUGAUUUGAAAGCAAAAGUACCAGUAUGAAUUGGCAAAAAAGCGCUGGGCGUCAUAAAUGUCGGAAUUAUAUUUAAGAUUGAUGUCUUAAUUGUUUAAAUGUUACCAAGCGCACUUUGAUGUAAGACCUUUUGGCCACACACGAUUUGGAUCAGUGUUUGAACCAUCAUUUUGGUACUACUGUGUAUGAUUAUCCCCUACCUCACUAGUAUUCCCUAGCACUAGUACUGUAAUAUGUUUCGUCACAGUGAAGUGGCAAUGUUAAAUCAAUAUCUUGCAGAACAAACGUCAAGUAGUUUUCAACAAAUAAAUGUUUUCUUUCUAAAGAACACACUUUAUUUUAGGAAAAGCAGAAUUGCUUCGUAACGUAAGAAAAUAUAUGACACAAAUUAUGCUGUGACUAUUUUUUAUACAGUGCUUUUCAAAAAGCCCCCUCACUACUUGUUUUUUGUAUGAUUCAAGUUACCAUGCCCAACUUCAGGUUGAUGAAAUUCAUAAAUUAUGUAUAAUAUAUUUUAACCUAAAGGUGACAGUUGAAAAUUCAAGAUGGCUACUCUUACUAUCACUAGCAGGCUGUCAAAUUUGAGUGUUUUGAAUCGCUCAUCGCUCUACAACCAAUCAUCAUAAUGCUAUAGUGUGUUAUAUCAAUAUUCUUCUCUUGCAAGGAUGUACUUCAUGGAACAUCCCAUUUGUCAGGUUUCUAAACGCUAGAUUCCACAUUUUAUUGCAUAUUCAGAUAGACACCUCCAAAAGAAGAAUAUUGAUAUACACAACGUUGUUGAUGAUUAGUUUUUAAUAGUACUCCCUUGAGUGGGCGAAGCAAUGCACAUAUAUAUUUUAAUCUUUAUUUAUUCUACGACGUUUCGACUACAGUGGUGACCUUUUUCAAGUACAAUUAUACAAUUAAUGACUGAAUAUUUUUGUUUAUACUUAUGUCUUCCAGGUGGCCGUUUAUUCUAUAUCUAUAAUAAUUGAUUGAACAUCAUGUAGCAUGCAACAGGCUGUUUAGGAAUGAAGAAAAGGAAAAUUUGAUCAACUGACCCCUGGAAAAAAAGAUAAACAAAUAUAUACUGGCAUUGUACUUUAAACAGGCCACCGCGGUAGAAAUUAAAACAUAUAUAUGUUUGACUCCGCUAGACAAUGGAGUCUCAAAACAUAUUAAAACUACAGAAUAAGUUUCAGGAGUUACAUUAUCAGUUUUUAAGUUAAGUGAUGAAUGAAUGAACAAAAACGCUCAACUUUCACAACUCCUCAGUGUGACAUUUUAAAAAAAAUAAAUGUAGCAUUAGGUGAUUAGGAGCUUCAAAUUGAGAUAUUACAUGAUACUCCAAACUAUUUAAAUAUGCUCAAAAAUGGCAUCCAUCCAUCAUCUUUUUUAGAUAGCACUUUUACGUUAAAAUAUAAUACUCAUGCUCCAAUUUUAGAACCGUUGAAAGUCAGUUUGUUAACUAAAUCCAUCUAAAAAUAAGCACAUGGGACUUUUUGAAAAGCACUGUCUACACAGUUUAUGAUAUGCUUACAUGUUGACCGCGAAUUUUGUAACUUGACGCUUGUCAUUCCAAAAGGGUGUAAACUAAGUGAUGAGGGUGUUCUAAAUUUGAGGCAUUUAUAAUAAAUUUAGAUGUGAACAUGACAAAGCAAGCGAAAUCAGUUCUUUAGGCAAUUAUAUUUUUAAUGGUGAGAACGAUUUCCUUGUCCAAUUUAUUAAUUUUUAGUGAAUGUAUUGUUGAGAAUUUAGAAUCGCCCAAAUAACACUGCAAUAAGACUCAGGUUAUAUUUAUAUUAAAGGUUUUACAUUUUCAUGUGUGUUCGUUUUCAUAUAUGGAUGUUGAAAAUUCGCAGCAUUAUAAAUAGGUGAAUUGAUUCUUUGAUGUUGGUAUUACACGUUGUACGAGAAGUGAGAAGUAACUCAGCACUAUUGUUCAUCUAUAUGUAUGUUGCUGAAAAACCAUAUGUACAUAGAGGCACCUUAUCAUCCAUUAUAUUGUUACAAUUUAUAUGUAUAUGUGAGAGGCAACAUUUUAUUCAACUUUUGGUAGUUGGAUCGAAUGUAAAGCCCUAUGUGGCCUGAUUCUCGAAAAACAGACUACAUACUACGAUGACAUUUGAUUUUCUGCUUUUUUAAUUCUACAGACAUCAAAUUAUGUAAUUUGGCAAUUCAGUUUAUGGAUCCAACAACUGCUUCGAAGCACAUAUUUUGGAAACUUAUUUGAACGACUGUUUUUCUCACAAAGAAAAUUAUAGCCUAUAACUCUUAUGUACGAGUAUUUUUAGAUUCAUAUAUACUGACUGACGUCUUGAUGAAAUCUCUGACGCAAAUGAUAAACCUUAUAUUAUAUUUGAAUGAGCUUUGGUACCAUUUUGUCCUUGAAGCUCUGCAGUUAAGAUAGCCUGUUUUUCUUUUAUCAAACCUCAUAUUUGCAAAUCGUUAUUGAGAAGGUACCAGUACAAAUACAAAAAUCUACCUCAAGACAUAAGAGAUGUUAAGCAAUUUGCUUCACAACUAGUACAAACUUAAUAUACAAAUGUAAUCAAUUUAUUUUGUGAAGCUUGUACUACGUUUUGUUGAUCUGUCAUAUAAUUAAGGAUCAUGUUUGAUAUUUCAUGAGCUAAAAUGUAGUGUGAAUAUUAUAAACUCAGGAAACUAUCAAGUACAAACACAAUGUGUUUCAUUGCUAUACUUCAUCAGGGAAUUGUUAAAAAUUACAGUGUUUAUAUAAGUAAUUAUCCCACGUCAGCUACAUCUGUCAGUAAUUUGGCCAUCUAAAGAUUUGUGUAUGAACCUCUUCUUGCCAAUAGAAAUCCGAUAUCUCAUGAAUGACCAUCAACUUCGUAGUGACGUUGAGAAAUGGUUAAUGAAAAAUAUGUUCUGACUGCCCUAACUCCAUCCUGAGCAAUUUUAAAUGACAUUCCAAAUCUAUAUAUUUCUCAAUUCAGAGGUUGUUAUGCAUACAUUUGCUCUCAAGAUUCCAGACAAAUGUACUGACCAAAAGCAUCUAAGUAUCUACAGAUUUUAUAUGAGGUAAUAUUUAACGUUGAAUUUAAAUGUAAAAAAUUACCAAGCCACUGUGACGUCAUUUAAAAAUAAGCGCUCGUGUACUAUACAAAAAUUGCCAUGUAGUUGUCCAUACUUAGACAUGUAUUUCCUUUUUUAAAUCGAAAAAUUUGGGAAAAACUUGUCUUUUUUACAACUAUCUACACCUGACUUCAGAAUACAGAUAGGGUAUACAUUAUUGGUAAGCAAAAAUGAUAGUAAUAAUACGCUUACUAGAGUCUCGUAUGUCGCUACGUAUAUGAGACAGGAGUCAGAGGUCCAGUUUUUCCCAAAAGUUUUGUGAAAUGUGUUAGCAUAUAAAAAACAAUAUUCCAAUUAUAUGUAACCAAAAAAACUGAGUGUUCCUAUUGUCUCACUGUUCAACACUGCUCAAUUUGAUAACAAUAUGAACAACAGCAUAGCAUUAUCAAUGCUUUUGAUACUAGUUUAAAUAUGUACGAACCGAGCAGUGUAUAUAAUUGCAUGAUUCAUAAUACAUUGCCCACAGGAUGUUAAUAUACAAAAAAUAAGUUAUUUUCUCAAAAAAUGCGUUAACAAAUGAAGUUAUUUUUUACAAAAAAAAUAACAUGCUACAUGUCUUGAAAAUGGAAUAUUUUGGAGAUCAAUCUCGCAUAAAGAAACCUCUGACAUGUUUUAAAAUGCAUAUUUUUGAGCUUAAUUUUUCCGUUGGGCACUGAAUUGUGGAACAAAAAAACUCUUGUAUAAUGUUGUGCCGUUUUACCAGCAGGUUUAUAUCCCACCAUCCAAUCUACACUCCUCGUUCGUAAGGAGUAUAAAUUUAUUGUAAAUAUAUGAUUAAAUGCAAGUAAUUACUAUGUAUUCACGUUUCUGUUUUACUUAUUAAUUUUAAUAAACAAUUUGUCGUUUA
Messenger RNA from Acanthoscelides obtectus, 10809 nucleotides. The record is from the annotation of a GenBank genome assembly. Lineage: Eukaryota; Metazoa; Arthropoda; Insecta; Coleoptera; Chrysomelidae.